Danaus chrysippus (African queen) is the source of this 471-nucleotide messenger RNA. The record is from the annotation of a GenBank genome assembly. Lineage: Eukaryota; Metazoa; Arthropoda; Insecta; Lepidoptera; Nymphalidae.
AUGCCCGAUCACGACAAGUACCAGCUGCGUCCGCGGGCGGCGCGCACUCGGGAGAGUCGCGCGCGUCGGGCCCCGCAACCGCUUAGCAAGUAUCGCAGGAAAACAGCAAACGCACGCGAAAGAUCCCGGAUGAGAGAGAUUAAUAACGCCUUCGAAGCUUUACGAAGAGCGGUCCCGGCUUCGGAGAUAACCGGCAAUCCCGUGCCGUGCGAGAAGUUGACUAAGAUAACGACGUUGAGGCUCGCCAUGAGGUAUAUCACGGCGUUAUCUUCCGCGCUCAGAGACUCCAGUCCCGAGUCGGAGCCCGGCUCUAGGCCUGACCGCUGGCCGUCUCCAUUGUGUUCGGAGCUGUCCGAGUUCUCCACGGAGCAGGAGACUCCGUCAGAGUUCGCGGAGGACUCUCUGUCGCCCUUCGACUCAUUCUUCGCGGAAUUCGACUACGAGUAUAACAUAGACAGGACAUUUACGUGA